AUGUUGCCACGGCUGUGUUUCGCGCUUCUCAUUUUUGCACAGGGAGCCCAACAAUUUGCAAUUGAAAAUGGUGUGGUUGGCAAGCCGGAAGUUCAUUGUGGCAUCGACAAUAUUCGAGUUAACGUCAAUACCGAGCAUCCGUUCACAGGGCGAAUCUACGUCGAUGGCGAAUCUGACAAGCAGCACUGUGUUCACCGAUCCGAAGAUUCUCACGAGGGCCAACAAUUCGGCAUUCCCAUCGGCGCUUGCAACAUGCGAAGGCAGCGCACACUACAUCCACGCGGAAUCGCCUUCUCAUUCACAAUGAUCGUCUCAUUCCAUCCAUUCUUCGUCACCGGAAUGGAUAGAGCGUUUAGUAUUCGAUGCUUCUUUCUUGAAUCCAUCAAAGGACUCAAUGCUGAAAUAGACGUCGGAACUCUUGCGCCGCAGAGUGUCGAUCAAGAAUACUCGCUUCCAGUCUGUGCUUAUCAUUUAAAAGAAGGAGUUGAAGGGCAUGUGCUGAGAUUCGCUCAAGUUGGACAAAAAGUGACACACGUGUGGAGGUGUGAUCAGGACGCCAGUCAUGUCUAUGGUAUCCUCAUUCACAGCUGUUUUGCUGAUGAUGGUCACGGCAACAAAUUCGAGCUUGUUGAUGAUCGAGGUUGCUCAACAGAUCCAUUCCUUCUUCCUCAAAUUGAGUAUGAGCCUAAUGCGAUUUCGGCAUUCACCAACGCCCACGUCUUCAAAUAUGCUGACAAAGUUCAAUUAUAUUUUACUUGCACUGUUCAAUUAUGCUAUAAGCAUGACGGGGGAUGCGAGGGAAUAACGCCACCGAGUUGCGGCAUUGAUCAUCAUUCUCAUCAUGCUUCUUCGGCAUCACAAGAACGCUCAUCAGAAGAGCAUCCGAACGAGCCUCCGAAGUUUGCGCCACACAUUCCAGAACCAGAAAUCUUCGGCCCACCAACCGGCGGACUUAAUCGUCCGGCAUUCCAACCAAUAAUUCUUGGACAACCAAAUCCAUUCAACGAAGGUGGCCAUCAUCCGAUACCGCCAUUCAGAGGACCGAAGCCAAUGAGCAACGAAGAUAAUUCUCGCAGCGCGUAUCGUCGAGACAGUCCGUUGAACGAGACCGACGUGAGCGAUGAGGAGGAAAUUGUGAUGCAGGUGGUGACGGCGAGAACCACGAUAUCGACGCCUCAGAGAACACCGGAACUUGUCACGUUCAAACCAUUGUCGUCGAAUGGAAAGACUGAAGGAACCUCGACCGCAACUCCAACUACUACCAGUGUUCAGGAACCUUUGACGACAACGGCAUCGAAGAAGCGACGAACUUCUGGAGAUAUGGAAACAGACGUUUCAGUGGAUGUCAUCGUACUUCCUGUUGAGGACAAUGAUCGAAAAGGGAAUAAUUCAGACGGCGCGGUUCCACCACAAUCCCUUUCAUUCUCAGUGUCUCCAGAAGUUUGUGUAUCGAGAACUGCUUCCGGAAUUAUGAUUGCUGCUAUCAUACUGGCCUUAUUCUGCUGCUCAACGGUCACAUUUUUCGUGACGAGACAAAGAAAUCGCGAUUAUGUGCAUAAACGACGAAUCGACAACUUUUAG
Messenger RNA from Caenorhabditis bovis, 1581 nucleotides. The record is from the annotation of a GenBank genome assembly. Lineage: Eukaryota; Metazoa; Nematoda; Chromadorea; Rhabditida; Rhabditidae.